Messenger RNA from Colletotrichum costaricense, 3687 nucleotides. RefSeq names its product phosphate-repressible phosphate permease. Gene Ontology annotation, biological process: phosphate ion transmembrane transport. The record is from RefSeq and is a predicted model, not a curated record. Gene Ontology annotation, cellular component: membrane. The transcript is spliced from 5 exons. Bases 1 to 3687 code for a protein of 1228 amino acids. Lineage: Eukaryota; Fungi; Ascomycota; Sordariomycetes; Glomerellales; Glomerellaceae.
AUGCCUCUUCAUCAGUAUGACUACAUUUUCGCCAUUGGCACCAUCUUCGCAUUCCUUGAUGCGUGGAACAUUGGUGCCAAUGAUGUUGCCAAUUCAUGGGCAACCUCGGUCUCGUCACGAUCUAUUUCUUACAUUCAAGCUAUGACCCUCGGAUCCAUCCUCGAGUUCGCCGGCUCGGUUGGUGUCGGCGCCCGUGUCGCAGACACCAUUCGAACGAAGAUUGUGGAUAUCGACCUAUUCGAGAACGACCCGGCUCUCCUCAUGCUUGGAAUGACCUGUGCGAUUGUGGCUUCCUCGAUUUACCUUACCUUUUGCACCAAGAUCGGUCUCCCGGUAUCAACUACUCACUCCAUCAUGGGAGGCGUCAUUGGCAUGGGUAUCGCACUUAUUGGUGCCGACAACAUUCAUUGGGUCUCCCCUAGCGGCGGCAUCGACUCUGGCGUAGUUUCAGUCUUCCUUGCAUGGAUCAUCGCUCCUGGUAUCUCGGGUGCAUUCGCAGCCAUCAUCUUCACCAUUACCAAAUACGGCGUCAUGUUGCGGAAGAACCCAGUCAUGAAGGGACUGGCUCUCGUUCCUGUGUACUUUGGUAUUACCGCUUCCCUCUUGACCAUGCUGAUUGUUUGGAAGGGUGGGUCUAUCAAAGUUACUUUCAACGAUGCCGAAACUGCCGGAAUGAUCAUCGGUGUUGGUGCCGCCUGGGCUCUCCUCAUCACAAUAUUCUUUCUCCCCUGGCUCUAUCGUGUGGUAGUCAAGGACGAUUGGCAACUGCGUUGGUAUCACAUUGCCCUGGGCCCGCUUCUGCUCCGCCGUCCCGAGCCACCUGUUCAGCCCGAAGGCUACGGCGGUGGAAUCCGCGACUUCUAUGCCGGGCACAUGACCAAAGAGGAGCUAGAGGUUGCUCGCAGCGGUGGUGUUGUUCGAAGCCCUAGCAACGACAUCGAGACUGGCUCUGCUGAUGGCGAGAAGAAGGUCGUCCAAGGAUCCACCGACUCCCCUGCGACCAAUAUUCCCCGUAAGGACUACGUCCACAAGCCCAUCGUUGGCCCCCGUCCCGAAGGUCCCUGGCACAACGGCGACGUUCUUUUCUGGAUGGUAAAGAAAGUCUUCCUGUCUGGUGUCGAUCAGGACAUUAUCAACAUGCAAAAGAAGGAGAGUGUGCUCACUGGCGAUUUGGAGGAGAUGCACGCCCGUGUCCAACACUACGACAACAAGGCUGAAUUCCUGUACUCGUUCAUGCAAGUCAUGACUGCAUGCACCGCCUCGUUCACGCACGGCGCCAACGACGUUGCCAAUGCCAUUGGACCCUACGCUACCAUCUUUCAAAUUUGGAACACUGGCGUUCUCUCUGGCAGCAAAUCUGAGGUUCCAAUCUGGAUUCUCUGCUUCGGCGGUGCUGGUAUCGCUCUUGGUAUCUGGACGUACGGAUACAACAUUAUGCGCAACCUCGGCAACCGCUUGACCCUUCACUCUCCCGCCCGUGGUUUCUCCAUGGAGUUGGGUGCUGCUUGCACAAUUAUCUUGGCUACACGUCUCAAACUUCCUGUAUCUACUACACAGUGCAUCACUGGUGCGACCGUAGGUGUCGGCCUUUGCUCCGGCACUUGGCGAUCAAUCAACUGGCGUAUGGUUGGCUGGAUCUACAUGGGUUGGAUUAUCACGCUGCCUACCGCUGGUAUCAUCUCUGGAUGUCUCGCAGGCGUCAUCAUCAACGCUCCCCGCUGGGAGAUUGCGAAGGAGAUAGACUAUGCCAAGCUCACUGCACUUUCUGGUGAUGAGCAGAUAUUCUUAGUCUCGCUGCAAGGACUGGUCAACAGACGGCAACCACGACUGUACCUUUAUUGGUCGCAGGAUUCUGCCUUUCCGGAUGACGAGGUCAACGAGGCCUGGCUGCGGCACCUUGAGACUGAAGGAUAUCGUAGCGCCGAUACGACGAGCAGUCCUCUACAACUGAUUGAUAAGUACAAGUCUGAGAUUCGGGGUGCCAUUAUCUACGACACGAAAUUGCCAGACACGAUUAAUCUGGCUUCAACACUUGCCGGUCUUCAUGGCGCUGUCCUGGCGACUGAAGAACUGGCCCGACGCUUCAACAUCUCCAUCACGGAAGACUUGCGAGGCCGGUUCAAGAACAAAUUCGAGCUUUACGAUCAUGCAGCCCGGGAGGUGUGGCCCAAGGUUACUGACCGCAUCAUCACGGCUAUCAAGCCACUUUCGACCCUAUUGUAUGCCAAUAGGACCUGGACCACACUUUUAAAGGCGAACUCGUCCGUCACAGACUCUUCGAACAACGGCACAUACACUGCAGAUUUGUCGUCAUUUAUUAAUGGCAACGGGACGGUCUAUGUCAAUAUCACAGACGCUUUCCCUGCAGACGGCUAUGGUCCUUCUGUCUACCGCGUCAAGGUGACUGGCGACGGAAACAAAACCAUAGCAGACUUCACUCCCGGUGAAGAAGAAGAAGACUCCUUCCUGUUCGAUGACGGCGGCUCGCACCUGGCAGACUACCCAGGAGGCUGGCGCUUCGCAGACGGCGCAUCCGCAAUGAUUUACAAAUUUGACGUUCCACCUCAGACAACUCAACUAACCCUCACUCUGUCCAUGUGGAAUCAGUUUCUCGUUUCGGCAACGUCGGCGCGACCGGGCUACUACAAGGUCAACUCCAUCUUCCGCGACUACAUCGUCAGCACGGCGGCUCCCUGCAUGUGGUUGGACAGUAAUAGACCGCGUGAAGCCGCGCUGCUCGACAAACUCCUUCGCCAAUUCCAGCCCAAUGCGGCCUACCUCGGCUGGUUUCCAAACGGCGAUGAGAUGACCGGUGUCACGCAACUCGCAAGGAACGGCUUAUACGUCGCCGCCACGGACUUCUACUUCAACCCCACCAUCUUCAGUGGAUUCAACACCAAAAGCCAAUCUCGGCAGUCUACGAUGGGGGGACCACCAUGGCAACCUCCUCCGCCCCCUCCGAAAAAGACCCCUAAAGUCUUUCUGUCUCUCGUCUACCUCGAAGGCGACAACAUACAGUACGACCAGCGGAGCAUGUUUCAGCACUGGAACGACUCCGCGAGGGGAUCAGUCCCGCUUGGCUGGACUAUUAGCCCAUUGCUUCGUGAUAUCGGCCCGGGCAUCUUGUCGUAUUAUCAAAGGACAUCCACGGAGAAUGACCUGCUGAUUGCCGGGCCCGACGGCGCAGGGUAUACGUAUCCGGGUGUCUGGCCAAGACGGGCUCUCUCCACAUUCUUGACUCAGAGCGGCGAGUAUAUGCGAGCGACACAGACAGACGAGGUCUUGUUCGUGUACGACCGCAUCAACGCCACUGAUAACCCGCUCACACCUGGGCUAACUCUCGACUUUCGCAAUGCCGUGGGGAGAAAGAAUUUGCGGGGCAUCUACUACGGGUCAUUUGUUUCGACGGUAGAUGCGCUGCAGGUGAAUGUUACAGAAGGCUUCCCGGUGACAAACAUGGUGAGUAUCGGGAACGAGGAGAGCGGUGCGGCGACGCUGCGGAAUAUUUCGGAGAAUUGGAGGGGUCGUGGGCCUCUUUUUGUGGCUGGCGCUGUGAGCGCUUUUGAUAUGACACCGACCAGUGUUGCUAGUAUGGUUAAGAAGUUGGGGGAUGACUUUGAAGUUGUGAGGCCUGAUAUGUGGUUUCAGCUGUUGAGGAGGCGGGAGAGCUGGCCCGGUCUUGGGUAG